AUGCCUCCAUUGAAUAGAAACAACACUGCUGUCAAGCGAAUCAUGCAGGAGGCCAGAGAACUCGCAAACGAUCUAUGUGCAGACUACCAUGCUGCACCACUCGAGGAGUGGCAUUGCACCCUAAGAGGGCCCAUCGGGACGGAGUUUGAGGGUGGAUUGUACCAUUUCCGCAUUCUCUUGCCCGCAGAAUACCCAUUCAGACCGCCAUCACUCAUGAUGCUUACGCCAAACGGCCGCUUUGAGCUUAAUACCAAGAUCUGCAUCAGUUUCACGAAUUACCACGAAGAGGAGUGGCAGCCUGCCUGGGGAGCAUUCUUCCCUCUGAGGGGGCAAGCAGCCAAUGGGGUGGGCUCGGUGGAGUAUCCCAUCUCGGAGCGGAAGCGUCUGGCUCAGCUGUCUCGCGAGUGGGUGUGCCCCAAGUGCCGAUUGAGUAAUCUGGAGUGUCUUCCAGAUCUCCCCUCUAAAGUCGAUGGUUCCCCGGAAUCCGUUGGCGAGACUCCGGAGAACGAGCCUAUUACCCGGGCGCACACGCACUCACCGGGCACAUCCCCGCCAACUGCGAUCAGACAGGAUCCAGAGCGUGUGCCGGAAACCGCGCUGAAUCCCGCCCGCCGUAGUACGUUACGACCGCCGCUGCUACUGGAUACUGUGAUCUGCGUGCUGCUCGUGCUUGUUGUGGGGCUUCUGUGCCGGCGAGUACUGUGA
This is a messenger RNA of Pisolithus orientalis, 705 nucleotides long. Its product is annotated as UBC-like protein. Bases 1 to 705 code for a protein of 234 amino acids. The record is from RefSeq and is a predicted model, not a curated record. The transcript has 9 exons. Lineage: Eukaryota; Fungi; Basidiomycota; Agaricomycetes; Boletales; Pisolithaceae.